AUGUCGUCGUCUUCGCGAGGCGACUCCGUCCCGUCUUGGCUGACGGACGUCUACAAAGAUGACACAUCGGACGAGCAGUUCCAGGCGCUCCAGGAGAAGCUGGCGGAGGCGGAUGCGCAACUGCUGGCCGUCACUGCGCGAUGCGACGAGUGGAAGCGCAAGGCGCAGGAGAAGGCGCGCGAGGCGGUGCAGCUGAGCAACAAGGUGGAGGCGCUGGAGGAGCGACUGGCGGAGCUGGACGAGGAGGACGUGCCCGCGCUGGGGGGGGGGUGCUUGGGCUGCAAGGAGAAGCUGGCACGAUCAGAGGCCCUUCGCUUGCACACUCUCACACGGUUACCCUCUCCAUCCCUUCUUUCUUUCUCCGCCCCCAUUACCCACCGCUGCUGCUGGUGUUCUCAGAUGGAGGUGACUCGGUUGCGGGAGGAAUUGGCUCGGUCAGAGGCCCUUCGCUUCGACCUGCACAGGCAGUUCCAGGCGCCUGACAUGUCGCCCACGUCCUCCCGCCACCCCAGCGCAGUCACUCGCGGCCCGGACGGAUUCUCUCUGGAGCGCAUGGACGAAUCAGAGGCCGACAGCUGGAUGCGGGACCCACCGGGCACUGGUCCUGCCAGCAGCGACGGCGGGGACAGCGGAUUUGUGCAGACCCUUCUAGACAUGGGGGAAGCAUCGUCCUACGUGCAGCGCUCGCCUGCUCCAGAAGCAGCAUCUCAGCAGAUGAACCAAGCCGUUGGGGGGGGAAUGGAGAAGCUGGUGCAGCAAUUGCGAGAGUCGGAGAGAAGGAGGAAGGAGCUGGAGGGAGAGGUGGAGAGAGUGAGGGAGGAGGUGGGGAGGCUGGGGAGGGAGUUGGGGGAGGUGAAGGGGAGGGAGGAGGAGGCGAGGAGGGAGGCGGAGGGGAGGGAGGAGGGGUGGAGGGAGGAGAGGAGGGAGAUGGUGGAGAAGUUGCAGGCAGCUGAAGGCGCUCUGAGGGAGGCUCAUGCUGCAAGGCCGGAGCAGGAGGAGCGGGUGAGAGUGCUGGAGGUGAAGCUGAGAGCAGCAGAGGAGGACGGUCAUGUGCUCAAGAGUGCGAUGCAGGAGAUGAGUGCGGGCUCGCACGGGGAGCAGCAGACGCUCAGUGUCUUGCAGGGGCAGGUCAACGCCUUGCAGACCCAGUUAGUACGGGAGAGGGAGCGGGCAGCAGAGGAAGCAGAGGAGCUGACGCAGGAGAUGGCGGAGCUGCGCUUUCAGCUCAUGGAGCAGGUGGACGCCGAGAGGGGGCUCCGUGCUGAGACGGAAGCGGCUUCGUUGAGACGCGUGCAGGAGCUGGAGGCAAUGCUGCGCUUUCAGAUGUACGAGACUCCUCUCCACCGCUUUACACCCCUUUCUACCAUUCAAAUUACUACAAAUUUUCACACCUUUCCACCCGUUUCCACCUCUUUCUACCAGGCACUAGCAGCCAAUGAUGCGAAGCUCCAGGCAAUGGCUGCUAAGGCGGACGCAGAGAGAAAGAUAGAAGCCAAGGAAUUGGCUCUUAUGCAGAGAAUCGAAGCAGCUGAUAAGAGGGACAAGAAGGUCGGGGAGAUGGAGAGGGAGAUGGAGGAGAGGAGGAAGGAGGUGGAGGAGAAGGGGAGGGAGGCGGACGAGGAGAGGAGGAAGGCGGAGAAGGAAAGGGUUGAGAGUGAGGAGAGAGUGAGGGAAGCGGAGGGGAGGGUGAAGGAGGCGGAGGAGAGAGUGAGAGAGGCGGAGGGGAGAGUGAGGGAGGCCGAAGGGAGUGUGCGAGAAGCGGAAGGGCGUAGGGAGGAAGCAGAGAAGCAAGCCGCGAGGAUGGAAGAGCAAGUGAGGGAGUGGGAAGAGAGGGUGAAAGGGCUUGAAAAGGAGAAGAAGGAAGCAGAAAGUUCUCUGGAUGAUGCUGAGGAUAGAGCAGCGGAUAUAGAAGGGCAGUUCCUGGUUAUGCAGAGUAGAGUGAGGGAUUUGGAAGGGAAGUUGAGACAGCAGAGUGUUGAGUCUGAAGCUGUUUGCAAGGAGCUUAGGGAGGAGAUGAAGAGACGGGAAGAGGAAGGGGAGGGGGUGCGGAAGGGACGGGAUGAGGCGAGGAGGAGAGUGGGGGAGCUGGAGAGGGGUGUGGAGGAGGGGAGGAGGAAGGCGGAGGAGUGGGAGAGGAGAGUGAGGGAGAAGGAGGGGAGGAUUCAGGAGCUGGAGUCGGAGGUUAUGAGGGGUAGGAGGCGGUUGGAAGAGAUGGAGAUGGAAACUAAGGGAGCGAGGGAGGUGGGAGAGAGUGUGAAGAGGAGGUGGGAGGAGAGUGAGGUGGAAGUGCAGAGGAAGGAGAGAGAGAGGGAGGAGGAGGCGAGGAGAGUGAGGGAGUUGGAGGAGAGAGUGAGAGAGAGAGGGGAGAGAGUGAGGGAGUUGGAGGAGAGAGUGAGGGAGGGAGAGAAGAGAGUGAGUGAGCUGGAAGGGAAGUUGAGAGCAGAGGAAGAGAGAAUGAGGGAGAUGCAGAAAGAAGGGGGUGCAUGGAAGGAGAGAGAGAAGGAGAUGGAGGUUAAGGUAAGAGAAGCAGAGGAGAAGGCAGGAGCAGCAGAAGCGAAGGCGGUCAAAGCAGAGGAGAAGGUAGGAGAGAGUAAAAAGGCAAUGGAAGAAAUGGAAAAGGAAGUGAAGAUGGUUAGAGACCUAGAGGACGAAGCAAGGAAGUGGGUAGAGGAAGUAGAGGGAGAGUGUAAGAGACGAACAGAGGAGGUGGAGGAGGAGAUGAAGAGGAGAGUUGAAGAGCUUGAGAGGAAGCUGAAGGAGAGUGGGAGUGUGGCUGGGAGUGCAGAGGAGAAGAGCAAGAGAGUUGCUGAGCUAGAAAAGGAGAUUGAAGAGGCGGAGAAACUGGUUAAGGAUCUAGAGGAGGCGGUAGAUGAAGGGAAGUUGAAGGUUAAGGCAUUGGAAGGGCAGGUGGAGGAGAGGGAGAGGGUGAUCAAGGAGUUGGAACGAGGGGUGGAGGAUGGGAUGAGGAAGAUUGUUCGGCAGGUGGAGGAGAGGGAGAGGAUGAUGGAAGAAAUCAAGAAGAAGUUAGAGGAGAGGGAUAGGGUGAUUGGAGAUUUGGAGCGGGCAGUUGGGGAGAAGGAGAGGGAGUUGGAUCUGCAGAGGAACCAGAAGCUCCCUGAGUUGGUUGCUGAGUGGAAGGAGAGAGUGAGGGAGGCGGAGGAGAGGGUGGAGGGUGAGAAGAGCCGAGCCAAGGCUGCCGAGGCGGAGGGGAAGGCUCGGUGGGAGGAGGAACGGCGGUCGUGGAAGAGGAGGGUGGAGGAGGCCGAGACGCACUUGCUGGAGGCUCGGGAGGAGGUUCGGGUGGCGCAGCAGGAGGUUCGGGAGAAGGUUGGGGAGCUGGAGGAAGUUGCUAGGAAGCUGGCGGAGGAGGUUCGGCAGAAAGUGGAGAGGGAAAAGAAGGUUAUUGUUUUGGAAGGGAAGGUUGAUGAGAAAGAGAGAAAGAUGGGGGAGUUGGAAAAAGAGAUGGAGGAGAGGUGGAAGGAAAUGGAGGGAAAGUAUUUAAGCAAGGUUGAUGAGUUGCGAGCGCUGGAGGAGAAGCGGAAGGAGGUAGAGGGGGGGCUUAAAACGAGGAUAGGGAGUUUGGAGGAGGAGGUUGGGAAGAUGAGGAGGAGAGUGGAGGAGGAGGAGGGGAGGGUGGCCGAAUUGGAGGAGAGGAGGAGGUGGCUUGAGAGGAGAGAAGAGGAUUUGGGAGAGAGAGUGAGGGAGUUGGAAGGGGAGGUUGAGGAGGUGAAGAGAGGGAGGGAUGCUACGCAGAAGCAGAAGCAGGAGAUUGAGGAAAGGGAGAAGGAGAGUGAGAAGAGAGUGUGUGGGCUGAUUGAGAAACUAGAGGCGAAGGAAGGGGUGCUGGUCGGUUUGAGGGAGUCUGUAGAGGAGAAGAGGAGGGAGGUUGAAGAGAGGAGGAGGGAAGUGGAGGGAGUGAGGGAGGAGGUGAGGAGAGUGAGGGUGGAGCGGGAGGAGGAGGAGAAGGGGAGGGUGAAGGCAGAGGGGGAGCGAGAGGAAGUGAGGAGGAAGCUUCAGGGUGUGGAGAAGGAGCUUGAAGCAAUCAGGGCCAAGGUGCGUGAACUGGCAAUGGAAAAGGACCGGCUGGAGAGGGAGGGGGAGGACGUGCGGCGCAGCCUGCACGAUGCUGUGGCUGCCAGUGCGAAGCUGGCUGCUGCACUGGAUAAGACGGAGGGGAAGCUGGUGGCACUGGAAGAGAAGAGUGCGGAGGAGAAGAAGCAGAUGGAGGCAUCACACAAGGAGCAGGUGGAGAAGCUUCAACAGCAACUGCAGUCCACCCAGCAGUCGCUAGAGAGCAUGACUAGGCGUCACCAGGAGACAGCAGGCGAGCUGAGAGGAGCAUUGAAGGAGCUGGACCGGGUAGAAGGGCUGCUGGGGAGCACACAGGGGCAGCUGGAGGAGAGCCAGGGGCAGCUGAGAAAAGCUGAGGGGCAGCUGGAAGAGACGCGGGAACGGUUGGCGGAGACUGAGGGGAGGCUGGGGGAGCGGGAGGAGGAGUUGAGGAGGAGUGGAGAGCGGUUGGAGGAGGUUGAAGAGCAGCUGGCUAGCUCAAGGGACGAGCUGAAGUCCACCAAUGAGAGCUUGACAGCUGUCAGGGGGGAGAAGCAGCAGCUGGAGGCCAGGCUGGCAGAGACAGAGCGCCAGAGUGAGGAACUUGCGGGGAAGCUUCGUGCGCUGGAGGCUGACCUGGCGGAGCGGCGCGCUGAGCUUGCGCUGGCGAAUCAGGAGCUGUCGCUGCGCGCGGGGCAGAUUGCUGAGCUGACGUCACAGCUGAACCUGGCUACUGUUGCUCUGAAGGAAGCAAGGGACCGCAUUCGCAUGCUGGAGGUGGUGCUGACGGUGAAGGAGGAGGAGCUGAAGAAGCUGGAGGAGAUGCGCAGGGAGGCGGGCGAGCAGGCCAAGCGGAUGAUCGCUGCCAGGGACAACCAGAUCACUCAGCUAGCAGCGUCACUACGAGCAGAGACUGCCAACCUGGAGGAGACUUUGAGGAGGUAA
Molecule: messenger RNA, 4995 nt
Organism: Closterium sp. Yama58-4
Lineage: Eukaryota; Viridiplantae; Streptophyta; Zygnematophyceae; Desmidiales; Closteriaceae
Source: the annotation of a GenBank genome assembly